Messenger RNA from Xenopus tropicalis (tropical clawed frog), 3011 nucleotides. Its product is annotated as formin-H-like. Gene Ontology annotation, biological process: actin cytoskeleton organization. The record is from RefSeq and is a predicted model, not a curated record. Lineage: Eukaryota; Metazoa; Chordata; Amphibia; Anura; Pipidae. Bases 244 to 2433 code for a protein of 729 amino acids. The transcript has 18 exons. Gene Ontology annotation, cellular component: cytoskeleton. Gene Ontology annotation, molecular function: actin binding.
GAAGUUACCUGCAGGCAGAGAUUUGCGCAGCAAGUUUGUUUGGGUCAGACAUGCACCGGGCUCAGCCUCAGCUGGGAACUGAGAUAAUACUGUUUGUUGCUAGGGGCUACAUAUGGAGAAACUUGUAAUGGCCUGUACAAACCCCUAUCUGAUUAAACAGCGUAUGGAGCACCAGUAGGUCCAAGAUUUAGAGCGUCUCUUUGAACCGUACAGUAGCUCUCCCAAGAGGAGAUUGCAGAGAUUAUGAAGAAAGUGAAAAACAGAGAGAUUAGUGUCGAAGAGGCUGUAGAGCUGACAAAAACCGAGGGCAAAGUGCAGGGGGAGGAACCAAAGCUUUGUAACUCGGAAUCGCCCAGCAAGCAGCAAUACAACUUCACGGUGUACAAAUUCCGGUACAGGUGGCAGAAGCGAAUACUGCAGAUUGAUUUCUAUUCAGAGAUGAUUUUUAACAUAGAGAAAGGGACCCUGAAGAAGCAGUUUCCGUUCAGCCAAAUCAAGGCCUGUAAAAAAACCGAUGACCUCAAAUUUGUUAUCUCCUUCUACGGCCACCAGGACUAUGAGCUGGAAGCUGCCUGCCGCGAAGAUAAAGAGAGUAUCAUGAAGAUCAUGAAUGAUAUCAUCCAGAGAAAUGACCAAACCUCACACUCGCAAAGUUACGCCAAAAAGCAUGCCUACUCAGAUGUUCUGCUAGAAGGGAUACUAGAACUUGCGGAACCUAAUUCGGACACAUGGGUGAAAAAUUUGGUCAAAAUGAAGAAAGAAGAGCUGAUAUUUUACUCAUAUGAGCAGAAGACAGAACCACUGAAAAACACUUUAACCUUGUCUGAUUGCCACGUCACCCCAAGUCCAAAUGGUGUUUCUCCCUCCUUUACACUGAAAUCAGGAGGGCAUUCCUACAUGUUUCGCAUUCCUCUGAACAAACACACACAAGACCCAGAAAACCGUAUCAAAGAGAGGGAUGAUUGGGUUGCCCUUCUACAGAAACAAUGUGCCCAAAGCCAACAAUGUCCUGCUCAUCAAGAAGAACCACCUUCAGAUGCAGGUCACUUAACAAAUAACCACACUGAGCCACUGCUAUAUCAGGAAUUGCACAUAUACAGUCAGGUCAAGCGUGGCCCUAGAGACUGCAAUGAAACAAACAUUUAUAAUGAACUUUCAUUUAGGUCUACGUCCCCUAACAAAGAAGUGUUAAGUCCAUCUGCAGGCUUCCUGAUUCCUCCAAGUCGGCCGGCUCCACCACCACCACCACCCCCUAUUCUAUUUCCUUCAGUCCAGAGAGACAUAAUUAAAAAAACCAAAGCUUUCCAUUGGGACGUGGUACCCAACGAUAAAAUCAAACAUUCCAUGUGGUCUCAGGCAGCCUCAGACCCAAAGAUACUCGAUACUCAAAGAAUUAUGUUCCAGUUUCAAACCCAGGACAAGCCGGUGGCUACAGACAUGUCUCUAGAUAACUUAAAGAAUCAACAAAUAAUAUUAAAUGUCAAGGUUGCGCAUAAUUUCAGUAUUGUUCUGAAAGGAUUUAACAUGGAACCAUGGCAGCUGAAAGACAAAUUACUAAUAAUUCAUGAACGAGACGGCGGUUUAUCAGAUGAGAAUCUGACUAAUCUAAGGAGAUAUAUACCAACGCUGAAAGAUAAAAAUACAUACCUAGCUCUGAAAAGCCCUCCCUCUGAAUUGCACAUUGUAGACCAGUUUAUGCUAGAGAUGUGCAAAAUUCCAGACCUAGGUCCAAAACUUGAUGUCUUGCUUGCCAUACGUGAAGUGCCAAUGUAUAUGAAAGACAUUCACCCGCUUCUAUGCCACAAAAUCCAAGCGUGCCAGCAACUGCUGAAGAGCCAGUCCUUCUCUCAAGUUCUGAAGUAUAUCUUGGCCAUAGGGAAUUUCCUGAAUGAGAAUGCAGGGAAGGAGAGCGCUAAGGGAUUUCGGUUAUCGUCCCUGCUAAAGAUGUCCCAUCUCAUGAGUAAGGAGAAGAGGUUCACCUUGACGCACGCCCUUGUGGAGCAGAUCCUCUUACAGGAGCCCGAUUUGGCUUCAUUUUCUCAAGAGUUGACAGAAUUUGAAGCUGUUCCUGGGGCUUCCGUCAAAGGUCUGACUGCAGAAGUUGAUGUGACAGCCAAGGAACUGGAAAAGAUUAAUCAGUACCGGAAAACAUUUAAGAGCAAACUUCAGAAAGGAGCAGCCAAUGAAACGCAGUUUCUCAAAGACCUUACGAAUAUCCUUAAAGUGUAUCAGGCACAACAAGAAGAACUGUCUAAAAAAUCCUGUGAACUGAAGAAACUUUACUCUGAAGUCCUGCAAAAAUUUGGAGAGGAAGAUGAUCAAGACUCCCAGGAGCUUUUUGGCUGGGUUUCAAGUUUCAUUAAGGAGUUCAAAAAUGCACAUUCCGCAGUCAGGUCUGCGCAAAUGAUCCCAACCGCCGCUCCUUCUCACUAAGGACUCAUGAAAACAAGACAGACGUUAUUCCUGCCAAGCCAUUUCCGGGAGGGCUGGGGUUACCUGGGGUAACGGUGAGGGGCCCCAGGGGCUAUGUGCAGUUUAUCAUUAACACUUACCCAUAAUAAGAGAACUAACUACACUAUGAACCUGUCUGGGGCAAACAAAUUCAUUCCUUCUUAAAGGGGACAUGCAGCCAAAAACUGUCUUUUUUUGCACAACUUUCCCAUUAAUGAUCAUUAAAAAUGUAAAUGGUUUUAAAGGGGAUGUGCAGCCAAAAACACAUUCCCAUUAAAAGGGUUGUUCAUUUUUGAGUUUACUUGAGCUAAAUUGAGUUAGUAUGAUGUAGAGAGUUCUAUUCUGGGACAAUUUGCAAUUGGUCUUUGUUUUUUUUAUUAUUGCAGUUUGGAAUUUCAGCAGUUAUCUGGUUGCUAGGGUGAAAGUUAUCUUAGCAACCAGGGAGUGGUUUGAGAAAUUGAUUGAUAUAUGAAUACUAGAGGGGACGAAUAGAAAGAUAUGUAAUAGAAAGUAACAAUAACAAUAAAACUGUAGCCUCACAGAGCAAUAGUUGUAUGGCU